GCUUGUGCUCGCGCCACGCGAGAGGCGGGCUCGAGUCUGAUGCAAUGCUGAUGGAGUGAGGCAGCUCCCUGGAAUUAGAGCUCUAAUUAAAACUAAACAGGGAUUUCACAUAUUUAUUGGUAACUUGUCUUUAAACCCGAGGAUUUAUCUCAGUGGAAGUAAUAAACGAUAGAUAAUGCCCUUAAUCAGAUCGAUGAGUAAAGCAGCACGGCAGCUCCUCCUGACUCCAGCAUGUGGGUGUGAACCGCUGUCUCGCUCUGUGAGGAACAUCAGUGCCUUAUCACGCCAGGUGACAUCAUCUGAUGCCAGCUUUCACUCCAUCUCCUUCUCAGAGACUGACCACCCCAAGGUUCUCAUCACAGGUGGACUGGGACAGCUGGGGGUGGGCCUUGCUACACUGCUUAGGAAAAAAUUUGGAAACAAGAAUGUAAUUCUUUCAGACAUCAGGAUGCCCCCAAGUCAUGUUUCCCGCAGUGGUCCUUUUAUCUACGCUGAUAUUCUGGAUUACAAGAAUUUACGGGAGAUUGUUGUGAACAAUCGUAUCACAUGGCUGGUGCACUACAGUGCCCUUUUGAGUGCAGUUGGCGAGGCAAAUGUGACUCUUGCUCGUGAUGUCAACAUAACUGGAUUGCACAAUAUCCUUGACAUCUGUGCGCAACAUGGAGUUCGCCUGUUUGUUCCUAGCACAAUUGGAGCUUUUGGACCCACGUCCCCUCGUAACCCCACUCCAGACCUGUGCAUUCAGCGCCCAAGAACCAUUUAUGGAGUGUCGAAGGUCCAUGCGGAGCUGAUGGGAGAGUAUUACCAUCACAAAUAUGGCCUUGACUUCCGUUGUCUGAGGUACCCAGGCAUCAUCUCAGCAGACUCUCAGCCUGGAGGAGGAACGACAGACUAUGCUGUCCAGAUCUUUCAUGAUGCUGUUAAAAUGGGUAAAUUUGUAUGCAACUUGAAGGCUGACACACGCCUCCCUAUGAUGUUCAUUGACGAUUGUCUGAGAGCUACACUGGAGGUACUGGAGGCUCCUGCUGAGACGCUCAGCAUGCGUACCUACAACAUCAAUGCCAUGAGCUUCACUCCUGAAGAGCUUGUUCAGGAGGUACAGAAGCAGCUGCCUGACCUGCGCGUCAUUUAUGACGUUGACCUGAUUAGACAGGCAAUUGCCGACAGUUGGCCCAUGAACUUUGAUGACAGCAAUGCGAGGAAAGAUUGGGGUUGGAAGCAUGACUAUGACCUACCAGAACUCAUCCAGACGAUGUUCAGCAUCAUCAGCCCUGAUUCCAGACUUACACAUGCUAACUGAUCAUGAUGAUUUGAUUAGAGCACUGUGCAUACUCAGACAUGCUGGUACACUAGAUCCAACCAAAGAAACAGUUUGUUUUGAUCUUUUGUGUCUAGAGUGAGGAUGGGCAUUGAAUUACAUGACAGUCUCCUGAAUCUUGCUGGACCACUGUACCAAAAUGUGGUGCCAGUAAAGUCAGGUGACUGGAAAUAGGGAACUUGUUUCUAGAUACUUGGAAUGUAGCCCUACAAGUAUGUCAAAUGUGAACAUGCCUUGACAAACAACUCCUAUAUUUGUAACAGAUGAUAAAGACAAGUCAUCCAUUCA
Pangasianodon hypophthalmus (striped catfish) is the source of this 1606-nucleotide messenger RNA. RefSeq names its product L-threonine 3-dehydrogenase, mitochondrial. The record is from RefSeq and is a predicted model, not a curated record. Gene Ontology annotation, molecular function: L-threonine 3-dehydrogenase activity. The transcript has 9 exons. The coding region runs from base 176 to 1300 and encodes 374 amino acids. Gene Ontology annotation, biological process: L-threonine catabolic process. NCBI's taxonomy places the organism in Eukaryota, Metazoa, Chordata, Actinopteri, Siluriformes, Pangasiidae.